GUGUCACGUGAUCUCUUUAGUUCGGUUGGCGAGAUAGAGGUGUUGAAAAACAAUUUCUUUCUUUCUAAGAAAAGAGUUAGGCGCAGUUAGGCAUUUCUAUUAUCGUGAUUCUAUGAAAACAUAGUUUUCUUUUGUAUCUCAGAGCGAAACAAGCAAUAUGCCGAAAAAUAAAGGGAGAAACGCAUUCUAUUUCUUUAUGCUCGCUUGGAAGAAACGUGCGGAAGCACGAGGUUGCACAUUCCCGAACGGUCUUAAGGAUGUACAAGCGGAUCCAGAGUGUAAUAUAGAAUGGCAGGAGUUAUCCAAGCAACAUAAAGGCCCAUAUGAAGCUAUGGCAAAGAAAGAUAAAGUUGCAUCACAGAUCCGUGCAGAUAAUAAAAAGACAUCACUAGGAGAAUCGAUACAACAGUUGGAAGAGCAAGAAAUGGCAGAACAAAAAUUCAUAGCAAAUAUGCAUGAAUAUCUAGAAUCAACAAUUACAAGAUCUGUAAAUCAUAAUGUUUUACCACAGCUGAAAUUCUGCUUUAUACAUGUUAAUUGGUUCUUCACGAAGAUUGUAGACAAUGUUAUUGAAUAUUUCCCAGCUGAAUAUGCAGUUGGAGUUUUUUCACUUGAGAAUGGCAUAGAAGAUGUAUAUCAUGUAGUUGUUGGUGCUCCAAUUCCAUUGGGAUAUAAACGGGAAGCUAUGGAAACCAGUCAAUCUACUCAUAAUAUACCUACAGAAUAUGAAAGUGGAGAAACUGACUUUGCCAUUAUGUAUGAGAAGUUAAUUAAUUUCUUGGAACCUAGGAAGAUUGUGGACAAAUAUCCUCCACUUUAUACAACAAGACCUCUCAAAGGAGCAGUACAGUCUUUAUUAACCAAACUAUGUGAUACAGCAAAACAAGAUGAAGAGCAGUUUCUGAUUUAUGAGGUAGAAUCACUAUUUAAACACUUAGCGGAUGAAGCUUACAAGAAACGAACAGAUCGAGAAAUUAAGUAUACUGCUGCUUAUGCUGAAUAUGUAUUUACACGCUUGAAAUAUAUUUACAAAAGAGGCAAUGAGUGUACAUUUCAUAAAUUUACGGAUGGUGGGUCUGAAUAUUGUAGCAAGUCUAUCCUGUAUCAGUGGACAUGGAAAAUGUGUGAAGAAUUUUGUGAACCACUUCAAAUAAACAUGAGACCAGGAGUGCACUUUCCUGAAGAAACAGAUUGCAACUAUAAAAUUAUGAUGCAGUCAAUGGCUAAUUUAGAUAUUAAGCGUGAAAUUCUUCAAAAUUCUGAGUUAUGUUCUGUAGUGUCUGCAACAGGAGUAAGCGAGCAACAUAGAAUAAAAGUUUCUGAGAGAACAUAUGAAGAGGAAAUACGUCGUCGGAAAGAGUCUAAGCCUGUAUUAGUCAUUGAUCACAGUAAAUUAAAAAAUAAAUCUGGUACUGCUGUUUCUAAUGAACAUGUUGACAAAGUUAUUAUUAAACAUGCUGAUACAGCUGUUAAUAAACUUACCAAUGAAUCAAAGGAAAAAUGUACAACAAAUUAUGUAGGUAGGUUUUUAUUUGAAAAACCAAUGCAACUUCCAAGUACAUCAUAUGCAGCUGCCACCAUAGAUGAUUAUAUUCCAAAGAACGACGAACAGAGCUUUCCUCCUAUUGGUGGAAGAGGUUUGUUAUGUAAAAAGAAUAAAGACGGAUCAAGGAGACCUAUGGGCAGAGGUCAAGGUUAUGCGUAAAUAAAAUUACCUAUGGGUUACAAAUCUGCGCGAAAAGAAUAUAAACUUAAUCAUUCAUUUUAUGUGAAAAAUAUGACAAUUUUCUUUUAUUCAUAGUCUAAAAACAUUGUUACUUUUUUACAUGAGUCUAAUUAUAGACUAAUUAUAAACAUAUAAGUACAUAAUAAAUAAUCAAAGAUUGUAGUUUUUUAAAACUGCAAUAUUUAUAUGAAUUAGUUUAUAAACUAAUUUCAUUAUAUUUAAUAUUUUUUCUUUCUAUGUGAUAAUCUAAGUGUAAUAUUGAUAUAAUAAAAAGGGAUAUUUUUU
Molecule: messenger RNA, 2011 nt
Organism: Odontomachus brunneus
Lineage: Eukaryota; Metazoa; Arthropoda; Insecta; Hymenoptera; Formicidae
Product: protein maelstrom 2
Exons: 10
Coding region: 158-1705 (515 amino acids)
Biological process (GO): regulation of miRNA-mediated gene silencing; male meiotic nuclear division; piRNA processing
Cellular component (GO): nucleus; P granule
Molecular function (GO): sequence-specific DNA binding
Source: RefSeq, a predicted model, not a curated record